Molecule: messenger RNA, 2428 nt
Organism: Mycena citricolor
Lineage: Eukaryota; Fungi; Basidiomycota; Agaricomycetes; Agaricales; Mycenaceae
Source: the annotation of a GenBank genome assembly
UGACGCUGAGCAUGCGCCAAGCCAAUCCAGCCCGAACUUCGCGUCGAUGUGCACUCAGUCUCUUCCCGCCGCUUCCUCUGUCGCCCACAUUAUGACCUCGCGAAGAUGGGAUGAAUGCGGGUGCUCCGAGCCACACAUCCUUCCGGAGAGCGCCCCAUCCACGGCGUAUUUGGCGCCCCUUGCUCCAUCCACUCCUCUAUGCUCAAAGGACGGGCACCCGGCUCCGCUUGUGGAUAACGACGCCUACCCUCGCCCCCUCUGAGAAGAGCCAACGCGAUCACUAAUGCUGACAGACCCCGACCAAUCACGCUCCUUCACCAAGCACUGCUUGAGCGGCCAGGUCACGCUGUCGUCCUUCAGGGGCUGGUUUCGAGUCUUGGCGCGGGCGUCUGCCCCCAGACCCCCCACAGCACUGCCACUGCUGUGGGGGUGCGCGGGGGUAUAAAGAGACUAUCUGGAGAGCGGGGGAAAGACUCAGGAUCUUGUCCGUGCGUCCGUGCAUCCAAAGCUACAGCCAUGGUCAACCUCCGCCGCAUUGAAGACCGCCCGACGCCGCAGGAGGUGUACAACUGGCGGGUGUAUGCCAAUGCUAUUAUUGCCGCGUGGGGUGCUGUGGCCGGAUACGACUCGGCCUUCAUCGGGACCUCGAUCAGCUUGACGAGCUUCAAGUCCGAGUUCGGCAUGCUGCACAAGUCGACGACCGAGCUCAACCUCAUCUCGGCCAACAUCGUCUCCGUCUUCCAAGCGGGAUGCUUCUUCGGCGCGUUUGCCGGCUACGGCUUUGGCUACUUCCUGGGGCGCAAGAUCGGCCUGAUCAUCGCCAGCGCGAUCUUCAUCGUCGGCGCCGCCCUGCAAUGCGCCGCGUCUUCCUCCACCGGUCUGGGGCUCAUGUACGCCGGCCGCGUCAUCGUCGGUGUCGGUGUCGGGAUUGCGUCCAACCUCGCUCCGAUCUACAUUGCUGAGAUUUCGCCCCCUGCGAUCCGUGGGCGACUGAUUGGCCUGUACGAACUGUGCUGGCAGACGGGUGGUGUGGUCGGGUUCUGGAUCAACUACGGUGUCACGCAGCAUAUCCCGCCCAGUCGCAAGCAGUGGUUGAUCGCGUUUGCCGUUCAGCUCGUCCCCGGCGGCAUCCUCUUCCUCGGCGCCCUGUUCUUAGUCGAAUCUCCCCGGUGGCUUGCCAUGAAAGACCGCAGCGGCCAAGCGUUACGCAACUUGUGCGUUCUGCGCAACCUCCCUGCGGAUGCGCCGUACGUCGUGGAGGAGCUCGCGGAGAUCGAGGCUGGUAUCGUCCACGAACGGAGCCUGGCCGGCGCCGGUUUUUUCGGGCCCAUGUUCUCGGUCUUCCGCAGCCCUGCUCUGAUCUACAGGCUCCUUCUGGCAUGCUCCCUGUUCGUUUGGCAGAACGCUACAGGCGUGAAUGCCAUCAACUACUACUCGCCGACGAUUUUCAAGUCUAUCGGCAUCACGGGAUCCAGCACCUCGCUGCUUACCACCGGUGUCUACGGCCUCAUCAAGCUCACCGGCGCGCUCAUCUGGCUGCUGUACCUGGUGGACAGCUUCGGGCGGCGGGCUGUGCUCAUCAUCGGCUCCGUGGGCGGGUCGAUUUGCAUGUACUACAUCGGCUCCUACAUCGCGAUCGCCCAGCCCACGCACCACCCGUCGCCGACGAUCUCCGCGGGCGGGCGCAGCGCGAUCGCGUUCUUCUACGUGUGGACGAUCUUCUACGGGCCGACGUGGAACGGCACGCCCUGGGUGUACGGCGCGGAGAUCUUCCCGCAGCACCUGCGGACGUUCACGCAGGCGUGCAUCGCGGCGGCGCACUGGCUCUGCGCGUUCCUCAUCGCGCGCUUCACGCCGCAGAUGUUCCAGGCGAUGGGCUACGGCGUGUAUCUCUUCUUCGCCUCGCUGCUGGUCCUCUCCGUGCCGUUUGUCAUCUUCGUCGUGCCCGAGACGAAGCAGAUCCCGCUCGAGCGCAUGGAGGAGCUGUUCGCGUCGGAUCUCAAGCCCUGGAAGGCGCAUGGCGUCGUCAUGGCUCGUGUCCACGAGAAUCGCGCGGCGAAAACCGGGAACGACGCUGCAUCAAUUGACGAGAAGCCCGCUCAGUCCGAGCAGGAGCACGUUUGAGGAAUGUUGUGUAGUGCAUGUAAAUUGCGCCCAUGGCUUCGAUAGCUUGUACAUACAUACAUCACCACGCAACAUAUGCGGGAAUAGAUAUCUUGACCCUCUAUGAGACAAACGGGAUUCCCAGAUCCUCACAACCGCUUAUAAAGUUCGUCGAUCGACUUCCUGGCUCGCUCAGCCAUGACCUCGGGGCCGUUCUCCUCCCUCUCCGUCUCCGCCAGAAACCCCUCGAGCGAGACCCACUGAUCCCAGCCGUAGUCGAUCAGCCACGUCCGCGCUAUAUCGACGACGGGAAGGUACCCGGGCG